Molecule: messenger RNA, 1266 nt
Organism: Penicillium riverlandense
Lineage: Eukaryota; Fungi; Ascomycota; Eurotiomycetes; Eurotiales; Aspergillaceae
Exons: 2
Biological process (GO): arachidonate metabolic process
Cellular component (GO): membrane
Source: RefSeq, a predicted model, not a curated record
AUGGAAACAUUCAAACCGCUUGUUCGAGAAAUAUUCGAAUCCAAAUCACAUUAUGCAAGCUUCCCAGGCAAAUUCUUAGGGCUUCUGAGGCGUUUAUGGGCCGAUGCUCUUUAUGACUCGACAAAUCUCAAUAGCGCACUUCAGAAAACUUUCGGCAGUAGCAAAUAUUUGUUUGACAUUCCGUGUUCGCCACCUGGGGUCCGAGUGGCUUUGACCACAAGCCAAGUAGAAAGUGAUGGCACCGUUUCAUUGUUCUCAAACUAUAGGCGCUUUCGCAACCCAGGCGAGGAAGCCUCGUAUACAUCUAUUAUGCCAGAGAAUGUUGAUGAAGAGCCUUUGCUCUGGCAAGCCUAUUUUAAAGCCCAGUAUUUACCUAAUAUAGGGACACUCCAAGAUGCAGGUAUUCUAGCUAACUGUCCACUCAAAUUCGCAAUCCGAGAAGCCAUGAAUAUUUGGCCAGAUGCUGGAAGGCCAGACCUUGUAAUCAGCAUUGGCACGGGAUACACACGUCCAAAAAUUUCCAAGGAUUGGAACCUUCCAUCCAAACGAACCUUUCAAAAUGGGUUUAUUGGUCGUGGCUUGCGCGCAUUCCUCUUUUCGUCAGCCGCUGAUGGAAAAAAAGGAUUUGAAGAUGCUUUGGAUGAUCUCCCGAAAGACAUAAAGGAAGAUAUAUUCCGACUUGACAAAGAUUUAGGAGAAGAGUUGCCCGAAUUAGACAACGUUGAGAACAUCGAUCAGCUCUCUCAAAUGGCAUGCGAGAUCCCCGGUGACCUUGCUCGUGCGCUCUUGACAACGUCGUUCUUCUUUGAACUCGAUGAAGAGCCUAGUCUCAUGGAUGGACAGUACCGUUGCAAUGGAUCUGUUCUCUGUAGUAGAAGUUUUCCAGAAGGAAUUCUCGCCCUUGUUGAGAAGGAGUUACCAUCGGCACGAUUUACGAUGCAUAAUGGAGCUAGUCUGGGUCUAGUUCAGGAACAUGACGGCUGCAAAAUCUGCGGAUAUUACCGCAAACAUAUCUCCUUUUACGUCUCUAGUGUCUAUAAAGAUUUUCGACUUGAAAUCACCAGCAAAACCGGUAGUAGAAAAAUCGGUGGCUUCCCAACAUCCCUGACUGUCCUCCUUAAAAAGCAACAAGUUCACGCAGUUUUCGGUCGGUCGGACCAUAAAACAGAUCAAUGGCCGCCUUCUCGAAAAUGUUACUGCUCUAUUAAUAACAAACGACCGAGGGAAGACCCACCCUGUGGUACGGAUGUUCCAAAAAGAAAAAGG